This is a messenger RNA of Anarrhichthys ocellatus (wolf-eel), 2394 nucleotides long. RefSeq names its product cofactor required for Sp1 transcriptional activation, subunit 7 (gene crsp7). The coding region runs from base 312 to 2171 and encodes 619 amino acids. The record is from RefSeq and is a predicted model, not a curated record. Gene Ontology annotation, cellular component: mediator complex; core mediator complex; nucleus. The transcript is spliced from 3 exons. Gene Ontology annotation, molecular function: transcription coregulator activity. Lineage: Eukaryota; Metazoa; Chordata; Actinopteri; Perciformes; Anarhichadidae. Gene Ontology annotation, biological process: regulation of transcription by RNA polymerase II; positive regulation of gene expression.
AUGUUUACUUGGUUACGUACAGACGUCAGAGCGCACACAUCGUAUCCCAGCAUGCAGCAGGAGGCCGUUGAGAGAUCCAGCAGCUGGUAGUGAGUUGCUAGAGCGCCCAUCAGGCACCAGCCAACGGUCAACACUGAACACACAUUUCUCCAUGUGAGAACAUCUGAGCCGUCUACCUCACAGGCGACUGAAAAAUAAUGCCGUUCGGACGCCCGACGUGUUACCGCAGCGGCUUUUGAGUCAUCAUUGUCACCAGGUUUUCAUUUUGGAGGAUUCCUCCCUCCAUCCUCCCGGAUCGCACCGAACAGGCAAUGACAACGGUCUCGGCUACCCCGCAGCAGAUGAGGGACCGGCUGCUGCAGGCCGUCGACAGUCACAGCAAUAUAUGCAAUAUGGUGGCUGUAUUGGAAGUAAUUACCGGUCUUGAAAAGUAUCCUAUCACCAAAGAAGCACUUGAGGAAACUCGACUUGGAAAAUUGAUCAAUGAUGUAAGGAAGAAGACCAAGAACGAAGAUCUUGCUAAGCGUGCUAAGAAACUCUUGCGGGCAUGGCAAAAGCUGAUUGAACCUGGGCCAGCUGUGGCUGCCAGCGCCCCUGGCUCUACCAAUGGCAGUUCUCAUCCCUGCAGAACAGAUGCCUCUCCUCCUGACAUUUCUGUGUCCGGGAAGGGUGUCCCUGAAGUCAAAAUCAGAAACGAUGUUCACAACACAUACUCGCCAAAAGCGGAGAAAACCAGCAGCCGCAAACGACGAGCAGAGCACAGGGACAGUGGAGUGCACUUACCGGAAAAAAUCUCCAAGAUGUCUUCGUUUGACGUCUCGGUUUCCCCACCGCCCACCAAUGGGAUUGCAGGCAGUCCUGAUGCCCUGCCCGACCAGCAAGUCGUCUCGUCUCCUGACCGAUCUCGGAUAGAGCACCUUGAUAAUGAUAAAAUCAACAGAAUUCCGGUUAAUGCUGUCAAGCCUCGUCCUAGCUCCCCCGGAGUGGCCAAACUACCUAGCACUUCCUCUAUGAUUAAGGUCGCUGUGAUGCAGCAACAGACCAGACUGGAGGAAGGAGGUGGAGGGGGGUAUUAUCAAGCCAAAAGUCCCCGUGGCCUCACUUCCAGUCCAAGGAGCAUGAAGCAAGAAACGGUGAACAAGCGCUCUUCAGCAUAUGCACCAAAAGGAACACCUAUCCCAAGCCCUUCCUCUACGGACUCUCCCUUGUCUUUGUCCCAGCCCGUAUCCUCCCCAGCCCAAGCAUCAUCCGCUGACAAGCUGCCAAACUCUUCUCAUAGGUCUUCAAUGCACUGGACCAGUUCGUCAGAAGUCCCCACUCAUUGUCCACCACAAGAUACAUCUUCAACACUGGAAUCCCCAUCGGUCUCCCCUUCGCCGUCUCAUCCGCAACACAACUCAGAACUACACAGACCAACAUCUGAGGGGACCGUGCCCGUGUCUGAUAACAAAGACGGGACAACGAUUCCCAACUCUGAGCAUAAAAGAAGGAAGUACAGGUCAAGAGACUACUCUGUCAACCUAGAUGGCCAGAAAAUAGAGGACACGACUAAACCUGUACGAUUAAAAGAACGCAGGUUAACAUUUGAUCCUGUCACAGGUCAGAUCAAACCUAUGGUACAUAGAGAGCCUUCUCAAACAGAGGAAGCCUCCACUCCUGACCUUGCUGAGUCCAGGCAGAGAACUGAAAGCACUGUACAACGGCCCGCUGCUCCGACCCCGGUCCCGGCCCCGGUUCUAGCCCCGGUCCCAACCUCGGCCCCAGGUCCCAGCCCCAAUCCUUUCCAUCAAACAAACUGGAAGGAACUGUCCAGAAAUGAAAUCAUCCAGUCCUACUUGAACCUUCAGAGUAACGUGCUCAACUCCUCUGGGGUCCAGGCCCCGAGUGCACACUUUUUCAUGUCAGAGUAUCUGAAAAGGGAAGAACAGGAGAUCAAGGACUCACGGAAGAUACACGUUCUGCAGACGGACAGCUCAGUAGGGGAUUUACCGGGUUUGAGUCGGGAGGUGACGGACGGGGACCUGGACCGGGUUCACACGCAGCGCUGGCCAGGGGUGAAUGGUUGUAAUGACACCGAGGGCACCUGGUAUGAUUGGACAGAGUGCAUAUCAUUGGACCCGCACGGGGAUGGAAGCAAAUUGAACAUCCUGCCAUAUAUUUGCCUAGACUGAGGGGUUUUGGGAAGGUUGCUGUCUUUCUCCACUCCUUUCUUUUGUCUCCCCCAAAGAGAUGAGAUACUUUGUGAUUUUGUUUGUCCACUGAGUUUGGCGGAAGCCAUACCUGCUAAACUCCCCCCACCCCCCAUGCCUCCUCCUCCUCCUCUUUCUGUGAUAAUCUAAUUACAUUUUGAUUUAAAAAAAAGUCAAGAUUAAAAGAAUAGUUAAGUUUGUAAUA